CUGGUUUGGCGAUUGUUUCGGGUUGUUGUUGUGAUCUGCCAUGAUGAGAAUGGGAAGCUGAUUGAUUGACUGACUGAUUGAGCAGCUUGAGAAACCAGGAUGGAGACUGUUGUCGGACUGUGAUACAUAUGUAGUGGCACCCGUGGCGGAGAUGAGUUGGUCUGGUUCUUCUCAUCGGAGUAGGGUGUAAUAAGGUGUUCCGGUUUGUUGGUGAGGAUGUUGGCAGUCUGUCUGAUGAGACGGUCAGAAGGACUUGCUUGUAAAUAUUUAAACCCAAGAAAAGCCCAACACAAACAUUCCCCCAGUAUUUACAAAAACCACCAACCAUGUCUCGGACUAACACCAUCCAUCUCAACCACAGGCCAUCAACUAACACCAAGCGGGCAUUCGCACCAGCCACGCCCAAGUGUCCGGCCUGUCUCAAAGCAGUCUAUGCCGCCGAACAGGCCUUAGGACCGGGCGCGACGCCAUACCACAAGAGCUGUCUCAGAUGCACCCACUGCAAGAAGGUCUUGGACCCCUUCAGCAUCCUCGAACACGGCUAUGACCCGUACUGCAAGAUAUGCCACUCCAAGGCAUUCGGCACCAAGGGCGUCGGCUUCGGGAAUGCCGUCGUCGGCGAAUACCCCACCUCGCCCAAGCUCCAAUCUAUCGUCUCGCCGACUAUUGCCUUUGGUAGUAGCUUAAGAGAAGAACGAGACUCGCCUUCUAAACCAGAUCUCCCCUUCGAACCUGUUCCUGAUCAUCAUCAUCAUGAGCCUAUUCAAGCCGAGCCCAAGCCGACCAACGAUCAAGAGGCCGACCAAGAAGACUUCGAACCUCCCUCGCUAUCCUCCCUCCAGAUCAUCGUCAAGCCGCGUCCGAAAACAAGCGAGACACCGGAAGAAGUGCUGCAUGAAGACCGCACGACGGUUUCCCGCUCAUCAUCCACCCUCCACUCGACCCGCCAGCUGAGCCUCAAACAAGAACACCCUCUCACCCCGCCGCCCAAGCCGAACACCUCCGCCCUGUCCUUCCCCGCCCGGGCAGCCUCCAGCUCGCCCUACAACUUGCGUCCAUCUCCGACGUUCCCUCGGCCCGGAUUCGGAGCCGACGGGCCCCAACGUUGUCCCGCUUGCACUCAGACCGUCUAUCAUGCCGAACAAGUACUCGCGAUCGGAAAGAAAUGGCACAAACGUUGUCUGAGAUGCACCGUAUGCUCUAAAGCGCUCGACUCCAACUUCAACGAACGUGCUGGGAAACCUUAUUGCACCAAAUGCUACGAUGUCCACUUCGGUACUGGCGCCCAUGGAUUCGUCCUCAGAGCCGGCUUUGCCGCUAAAUAAUUUCCUGAUCGUCUGUUCCCGCGAUCACUAGUCAGCUCGAGCUUUCAUCUCGAAUGCAUGAUGUUGGAUGGAUGCAGAUCGUUCGGUUCUUUCAUUUGUUUGUGUUGAUUAUUCUUAGCCAGCAAUUGGUGAAGAACUUCCUGUCCUGUACUGUUGUCUGCUCAUAUAAUCGUGUACUUUUUUUUUUUCCUUGUGAUGUACACUUUGAUAGCAACUUUGCUCAUACAUAUUCAAGCAUCUUUUGUCAUCUACUUUAUUUUUACUUCCUUUAUACCUCAUCAUCAUCAUCAUCAUCAUCAUUUUAUUUUAUUUUUGGUUGAUUUGGCUGAAUUCAUCUAUUGUAUGAACGUUUUCAUUCUUCUUUGAUUUGAUGUCCCAAUAAAAAAAACAUGACUAUUCCACAGAGCAUUGUUGUCUUAAAUUGAUGAGGUCUUGUUGUUGUUUGGCUGCA
This is a messenger RNA of Puccinia graminis f. sp. tritici CRL 75-36-700-3, 1776 nucleotides long. RefSeq lists its product as uncharacterized. Gene Ontology annotation, biological process: actin cytoskeleton organization. The record is from RefSeq and is a predicted model, not a curated record. The transcript has 4 exons. Gene Ontology annotation, cellular component: cytoplasm. Lineage: Eukaryota; Fungi; Basidiomycota; Pucciniomycetes; Pucciniales; Pucciniaceae. Bases 327 to 1325 code for a protein of 332 amino acids.